UUUUGGCUUUGGGUCGUUUUGUGGCGUUGAUCGGUCCGCCCGCUUCCGCCUGCUGCUGCGAGAACGACGAGCAGCAUGACGUGGCCCUGCAGCAAGUGCGACUACACAUCCAACGAAGACGGCGUCGACACGUGCGUCGCCUGCGGGACGCUGCACACGUCCCGCACCAACACAUCCUCGAUGCGCACGCUCUCGUCGGUCUCCACGUCGGCGUCGCACGCCGAGAGCGACGUGGCGACAACGGUCAUCAUUGAGCUGCCGGCCAAGCAAAAGCUCGGCGUGAAGCUCAUGCCGCCCAAGACAGGCGUCAUCGAGCACGGCCUGAGCAUUGACAACAUUGACAAUCCGCUCUUGGACACCAAGGUCGCACCCGGCGACCUCAUUGUCGCGAUCGGUGGCACGGACGUCGACGGCCUCGGCUUCUCGGAGGCCAUCGAGCUCAUCCGCAAGAUGCCACGGCCGCUCGCGAUUACGUUUGAAAUCGUGCUCUCGCGCCGCGAGAACGCCCACAAGAAGAAGCAGCGCGAAGAGCUCGACUCGACGCUCGGUGAGACCGAGCUCCCGACGUACGCGGUCGUGUUUGAAGAAGGCCCGAUGGGCCUUAACCUCGAAGAAGCCACGCGGUAUGGCAUCGACGGCGCGGUCGUCAAGGCCGUCAAGGGCCAAGCCAAGUCGAACGGGCUCAUCUCGAUUGGCGACAUUGUGUGCAAGGUCAACGAGACCGACGUGCUCUGCAUGCACUACAACGAAGUCAUGAACGUCAUCCGCAAGACGCCGCCGCCCCGGACGCUGCAAUUCGUGCCCAAAGACAAGCUGCCCGACGUCCAGCGCGUCAACUCGCGCAACUCGGAGGCCGCGCUCAAGCCGCGUCCGUCCGAGAUGCCCAUGUCCAAGUUUGCGCAGAGCUCGCGCAUUGUCAAGGCCGAAGACGACGAGAACAAGUCGAUCCAAGAACUGAUUCGCGAAAACAAGACGGCGACGAUCAAGAAAGGGCGCAUGUACAAGCAGUCGCGCGUCCUGAAGCAGUGGAAGGCCCGGUAUUUUGUGCUCAGUGUCUCGAAGCUCGAGUAUUUCAAGAGCCCGUCGUCGACGUCGUCGCGCGGCGAGCUCGAGUUUCUGCACCACCGCUGCACGGUCCGGAGUCUUCCGUCCUCGACCGACAUGGUGUCCAAAGCGCCGGCGAUCCCGGCAUCGUUCCUCCUCGAAGUCCGCGCCGACGAGAAGCGGCUCGUCAUGGCGUGUGCGUCCGAGUCGGAGAAGAAGGCGUGGAUGGACGCGCUCAAGCUCGCGAUCGACGCCUCGCGCACGAUCUUUGCGUCGCGCACGGCGUUUACCAGUGGCGACGGCACCGGCCGCCUCUCGCAGUUCGACUACGACUCGUUCCCGACACCCGUGCUGCACGUCUCGGUCAUCUCGGCCACGAACCUCGCGAAACCUGGCGCGACCGUCAACGCCAUGUGUGAGAUUACGCUGAACGCCGAGACGUUUACGACCAUGGUCAUCAAAGGCCAGCGGUCGCCCGAGUGGCGACAGGACAAUACCGUCACGUUUGAAGCCACGAGCGACGAGAGCGUUCUCGAGAUUCGCGUGUACGACGAGCACGGCUUCUUCAAGUCCUCGGAGCUCCUCUCGACGCUCCAAGUGCCGCUCAAGACGCUGCCCAACAUGGAGAAGACGUUCAAGGAGUACCCGCUCGUGCUCGGCAGCCGCACGUCCGGCGCCGUCCUCACGCUAGCCUUCGAGUACGUCAACAAGGCCAAGGAAUACCAGGAGCGUGUCCGCGGCAGCCGCCGCAACACGCUCUUGAACGACCGCGAAGAGAUGCUCAAGAUCAAGUCGGACGCGCAGCACGCGGCCGACGAGGCCGAGAAGCGUGCGCGCCGCGCCGAAGAAGAAGCCAAAGCGUACCUCAACGAAGCGCAGCUCAAGGCCGAGCGGGCGAUGGAAGCGGCCCGCGCCGAACGGGAAGAGGGCAAGGCCGCGGUCGAAGCCGCGAUGGCCGAAGCGGAGAUGGCCAAGCAGUUUGCGGAAAAGCAAGCUGCGGAAGCCAAGCGCGCGCAAGAGGAAGCCCAGGCGCUCAUUGAAGCCAACCGACGCAUCCAGGAACAGUCGAACGACCUCCCGGGCAUGCAGUACUCGGAGGCUUUUAUGCAGUACCGCAAGAUGCUCCUCGAUGGCAAGAAGGAGGAGGUUGUCCGCGACGUCAUGAAGAAGGACGGCGUCGAAGACCGGUCCAUCGAUGCGUUCUUUUCCGAAAUGAAGGCGCUCGACCUCAAGAUCAAGGAGCUCCAAGCCGAGGUCGAGAAGCUCAAGAGCGGCCGGGGCGGGCCCGCGAAGGACGAGCCCAAGUCGUUUGACAUGAGCAACAUCUCGAGCGACCAAGCGCUGCUUCUGCGCCGCCUCCUCAAGCUCGAGAAGCAGCUGCAGCAGGCCGGUAUCGCGAUCGCCGACGACAUUCCGUACGAAGAAGCCAAGGUCAAGGUCGAGACCAUCUCGCGUCGCAUGGGCGAAAUCGGGUCGGCCGACGUGACGCAUCCGGAUCCGAAGGUCCAAAAGCAGCUCCGCGAAGAGUACUACAAGCUCGAGCAAGACAUGGAGAAGUACAACACGGCGCUCAUGCUCACGGACGAGUACGCGGCCGAGCAAGCCCGGAAGGAGCGCGAGUGGGAGGAAGAAAACGCCGAAGCCAACGCGCUCGCGGUCAAAGCGAUCCGCCGCAUGAUGCCGGUCGAUGUCGCGUCGCGCUCGGAGGCGCAGCUCCAAGAGGAGCUCACGCCCAACGGCAAGCGCCUCACGCGCGAAGUCGCGCUCAAGUUUAAGCGCACCAACAUCCUCCAGAUUCUGCGCACGAGUCCGCAAGACUUGGCGAAAGCGCACCCGAGCGUGCUUGAGAACCUCCGCGUGACGGGUCUCACCGUCACGGAGCGGCGCGCGGUGCACAUGCACUUGCGGGACGUGGCCGCUGGCUGGGAAGGCCAGAAGGGCGAAGAGAUGGCCGCGCGCCGGUAUGCGUUCUUCAAGACGCUCAAGGAGACGUUCAAGACAGUCGUCAACUCGUACAACCGUCACGUCGCGCAGUACGGCCCGCCCGGCAACCACCCGUAUGCGACGCGGGACAACCCGGACAUUGGCUGCCCGCUGCUCGGGAAGCAGUGCCCGUUGAAAGCCGACGCGGCCCCGGCCUACAUUAUCGACCUCGGGUAUCCAACCGAAGACGUGUACAUCGAGUCGACGGUGCAAAAGUCGUCGGCCGACGACGCCGGUGCACAGGCGCUGGCCGAGGCGAAGCGAUUGGCCCAAGAAAAGACGGCGAACGUGCGCUCGGAAGGGCUCAAGCAGCACUACAAGAACAAGAUUCGGCUCGUCGCCGAUGCCAACGGCGCGUGCGAGAAGCUCGAUGCGGAGAUUGACCACAUGGAGACGCAGCAAGCGCACUGGAUCAAGACACGCCUUUCGCACGACAAGAGCAAUACGACGUCGCCGACCACGAUCAAGGUCGAACUGGCCGACUUUAUGACGCUCGUCAACCAAGUGCGCUUGUCGUCCGUCUACUUUGCCGAACGCUCGGGCAUGAACCUCACGGGGAAGCGCGACCCGGCCAACGACACGGCGGAUUCGCGGUCCGCGAUCGAGUGCGGCCUCGCGGUGGUCUUUUGCGACGCAGUCGUCGACUGCUUUGCCGGCAUUGAGCACCGCCUCGAGAAGCUCAAGAUCCAGGAAAAACGCCUCCAGAGUACCGUGCCUGCGACGCGCGAGCUCGUGGCCGAGCUCAAGGAGCGCAGCAACGCGACGAUGGCGAAAUUGCCGUCGAUGAAGGCCGCCACGCGCCGUCUGAAACCCCGCGCCGACAUUGAAAAGGAGAUCAAGGAGCAAAUGGCGUCCGAGGGCGGUGGUAGCGCAGCGGCUGCACCCGCAGCCGAGCCCGAGCGGCCACCCAACCCGAUGAUGGCGGCGCUCGCCGGCGGUCGUGGCGGUGGCCGGGGCCGUGGUCGGGGCCGAGGCGGCAACCCGUUGAUGGCGGCGAUUGCCGGUCGCGGCAAGAAGGGUGACGACGACGAUGACGCACCGCCCGCACGGCCAAACCCGUUUGGCGGUGGCCGGGGCGGCGGCAACCCGUUGAUGGCAGCGAUUCAGGCGCGCGGCAAGAAGGGCGACGACGAGGAUGACGCGCCAGCGGGCGGUGGCGGCCGCGGUGACUUUCUCUCGGCCAUCCGAGGACGCGGCGGCGGUCGCGGCGGUCGGGGCGGCAUGCCGGGUGGCGGCGACUUUCUCUCGGCGAUCAAGAACCGCAAGAAGGCCGAGGACGACGACUAGCGUGUAUGUAGGUAGUGGAUUAACUAAACUAAAUAGCAGCAUAUACACCGUG
Messenger RNA from Saprolegnia parasitica CBS 223.65, 4366 nucleotides. RefSeq lists its product as hypothetical. The record is from RefSeq and is a predicted model, not a curated record. Bases 76 to 4314 code for a protein of 1412 amino acids. Gene Ontology annotation, cellular component: plasma membrane. Gene Ontology annotation, molecular function: protein binding. The transcript is spliced from 2 exons. NCBI's taxonomy places the organism in Eukaryota, Oomycota, Saprolegniomycetes, Saprolegniales, Saprolegniaceae. Gene Ontology annotation, biological process: actin cytoskeleton organization.